Molecule: messenger RNA, 765 nt
Organism: Ceutorhynchus assimilis (cabbage seed weevil)
Lineage: Eukaryota; Metazoa; Arthropoda; Insecta; Coleoptera; Curculionidae
Source: the annotation of a GenBank genome assembly
AUGAAAUACUUAGAAGAGAUAGCAGUAGCCAUCGACAACGAAAUCACCUUGUUUACCAACAGUUGGGAUCCUGCCCACCUCCGAGUAAUGGACAUCCAGCGAAGAAAAAGGGCACUGUCACUAUCAUUUAUAGCGGAUGGUCUAAACUACUGUUGUGGCGUAGCAACCCAAGAAAAAUUGGACUCCAUGGUUAUGACGUCAGAGGAGUUGAAGAUUCGGAUGAAUAAAAUCGGCCAAUCUCUAGAGCAAACAUUAGGCUCAAUCGGGCAAGGGUCGAAAAAACUGGAAGAGGUACAACGUGCCAACAACAGAGCCCUGAAAAUAACAGAAAAUAGAAUAAAACUCCUAGAAAACUAUACGAAUACAAUAAAUAACGCGGUAGUGGCCGAAAGUAUAGAACAACGAAACCUAUUAGUAGCAUUCAUGAGGAGCAAUACAGACACAGCAAAAAAAAUUAUCCGACUUACCAGAUCCAUAAAAAACCAAGGGGUAGUUCAGAACUGCCGCCAAAAGCAAAUCCCAGCAUCCAUCAUAGAACCCCACUUACUCAGAGCCGAUCUUGAAGACCUACAGUCCAUCCUAGCAGGGCAGGAUCAAGAAUUGACCAUAUCAGUCCAAGACUUAUCAACGUAUUACAGGCUACCCAUAAGCGAAUUAAAAUUAACAUUUGAGGACGUUUUAACCAAGCUAUCAAGCCUAAAAGAAGAAAUUAUUAAAGAAUCAAAAAGAGUUUUAAAAACAAAGGUACCUCAAUCAGAAAGUUAG